Messenger RNA from Prorocentrum cordatum, 2314 nucleotides. The record is from the annotation of a GenBank genome assembly. Lineage: Eukaryota; Dinophyceae; Prorocentrales; Prorocentraceae.
GUUGCGCAGUCUCGCGUGCGCGCAUUGGGUUAUGUGUACUUGCAUUUUUGCUGUAGUGCGUGCGCGCGUGUAUGCUAAUGCGCGCAGGUUCUAUGAUGCAUGACCAGGUUGUAUGUCUCCACCCCUCGAUGGUGAGAACAGGAACGCUAUACGACCACACUGCAGACGAAGUUAGGCACGAAAAGGAUGCCGACACUCAAGGCGCAUGUCUAAGUUGAAGACAGGCUACCAGCGCCAGAUUACCAGUGCGCCAUGGAUUGGGGCAUGCCAUGCGAAGUCCAGGGCGGCAUUCAGCGCUACAUUCAGGAGCGAGCGGAGUAUCGUAAACAGGCAUCGCUUUGUUGCCUAUUGUGCUCAGGUGUGAGUGCCAUGGCACAGACAGUUUGCAGAUUUCCACGUGUGUGUAUGUUACCGUGUGUGCAUUUACGCAAAUCAACGUUUGCAUUAUGUGGUUCAUCAUGUUCUGUCUGUCUUGUCUUCCUGAUCUCUUUCCUGGUCUGGAUCGUUCUCUGUCUCGCUCUCCCUCUCUCUCUAUAUAUAUAUAUAUAUAUAUAUAUAUAUAUCUUCCCCUUUCUCCCUUAGAGCCACCCGGUGCCCAGGGACCCGCCAAUACCAUGCAGUGGUGAUUGACGCGGGCUCGACAGGUGGCUGCGGUGUUUCGCCGUCUCUCUCUCUCUCUCUCUUCUCCAUGCGCACCCUCCUCGCCCUCGUCCAUUUCAAGUGCCACGUGCGCCCCUCGUUUUACCACUUCCCAUCUCCGACGUCAUGCAUGCAUGCCCUCCGCAGAGUCGUCAUCAUCGCCUUCCGACUCUGGUUGAGCCCCAGCCCGCCUCGUCGAGAUGGGCCCCGCCGCAUUCCAGGCAAUCUACAGGGCAAGAUGUCGUCCCGACCCACCUCGGGACCUCCUUGCGCCUUCGGCUCAUUCGUCUCCAGACAAUCUCUAGCAGAUCGAGUUUUCCACCCCAGCGCUUGCCUCUUGUUUGAGCCCGUGCACAUGUGUUCCCUUCUAGCCCCUCUCAGCGUGUGAGCGCACGCGGCCAUCGAUUGGGCAGCCGAACGGGCUCAAGGCCAAGUUGCUCGUGGGAUUCUCGCCGCUCAGACGCCGAGUGGGCUCAGUAGCGCACCCUGGGUUGGGCGCCGUGUUCUCGGAGCGCGCUCUUGACGAGGCGUGCGGGCGCACAUCUUCGGGUGGGAGCCGCAGCCGUGCGCGUUCGACAACUACCUCUGCGCCGUCAUGAGGUGCUUCUGCGCCCUCUUGGUCAGGAAGCCCGACUCCGUGAACCAGUCCCUCGCGCAGUUGGUGGACUUCGCGCAGAGCACCCUCGCCGGCCGCCGGGAGGACUCCGACGGGGCAAUCAGUCUCGACAGCAUGGUGCUCUGGACACCCCAGGACUGGGACCACUUCCCGAUCUACCUCAUGGCCACUGCGGGCCUCCGACGCGAGCGCCCAGAGCACAGGGACAAGCUGCUGCUCGACAUCCGGGACGUCCUGCGGGGGUCGCAGUUCCACUUCCAGGACGACUUCGUGCGGAUCCUGAGCGGCGAGGAGGAGGGAGCCUUCGGCUGGCUCGCCCUGAACGCCGUCCUGGGGAACCUCGGGAGCCCGCUUGACUCGGUCGGGAUGCUCGACCUCGGAGGGGCGUCCUUCCAGAUCACGUUCGUGCCCCAGGCAGGCGAGGUCCUGGGGAGCUCUUACCCCCUGCUGUUGGGCGGCACGCAGACGAACCUGUACUCCCAGUCGUACCUGCAGUACGGCUACAAGAACCUCGUGGGCGAGAUCUCGUCCGUCCUCGAGCACCCCUGCUUCCCCAGGGGCCUUAACCACACCGAGCUCCUGAUCGGCAGCGAGGACGACGAGGGGGCCGACGGGAACGAGACCCCGCCGCUGAGGGCCGUAUGGCACGGGGUUGGAGAUCCGAGGUCGCUCGCGCGCAUCUCCGCCGGGACUGUAACAUGCCGGCUGUCCUGCCAGGUGGAGAAGCUCUUUCCAAAGGGUGGGUCGUGCUACAAUCCUCCGUGCACUUUUGGAGGGCGCUAUCAGCCGAGGCUGCUGGAUCGCCAGUUCAUUGCCUUUUCCACAUUCGGAUUCAUUGCCCGUGUCCUCGCACUUCCGAGCGACACCAAGCUCGAAGACAUCGAGGGAGCCGCGCAGUACAUUUGUAAAGUGGACUGGUCCACGCUGAGGGAGAGGCUGCGCGACUACCCCGAAGACGUCGUGCGCACGCUCUGUUUUUCUGCCACUUACAUCGUGGCACUCCUGCACGUGUGCUCCAGCGAUGGCUCGCCCGCCCCUCCGCCCGCUUCGGGCCCCUGA